AUGUCCAAACCAAACUUCUCCAAAAUCUUGCAAAAUCUGAAACCUGAUUUGGUGAUUUACGACAUAUUGCAGUCGUGGGCUGAACAUGUUGUAAAUGAACACAACAUUCCAGCAGUCAAGAUCCUAACUUCGGGUGCAGCUCUGUUUUCGUAUUUUUUCAACUUUCUAAAGAAUCCAGGGGUUGAAUUCUAUUUCCCUGCUAUUUAUCUCCCGAAAGUUGAGCAAGUAAAGAUGAGAGAAAUGUUCGAGAAAGAACCUAAUGAAGAGGAUCGUCUAGCUGAGGGAAAUAUGCAAAUCAUGUUGAUGUGUACGUCUAGAACUAUCGAGGCCAAAUACUUAGAUUAUUGCACUGAAUUGAGCAAUUGGAAAGUUAUUCCAGUUGGUCCACCAUUCCAAGAUUCGAUCACUAAUGAUGCUGACGACAUGGAGCUCAUGGAUUGGUUAGGAACAAAAGAUGAGAAUUCAACUGUUUUUGUCUGCUUUGGAAGUGAGUAUUUCUUGUCAAGAGAAGAUAUGGAAGAAGUAGAUUUCGGGCUGGAGUUAAGCAAU
Messenger RNA from Solanum tuberosum (potato), 549 nucleotides. Its product is annotated as beta-D-glucosyl crocetin beta-1,6-glucosyltransferase-like. Lineage: Eukaryota; Viridiplantae; Streptophyta; Magnoliopsida; Solanales; Solanaceae. The transcript has a single exon. The annotation marks the transcript as partial. The record is from RefSeq and is a predicted model, not a curated record.